This is a messenger RNA of Musca domestica (house fly), 2308 nucleotides long. RefSeq names its product mannose-1-phosphate guanyltransferase beta (gene Gmppb). The record is from RefSeq and is a predicted model, not a curated record. Gene Ontology annotation, cellular component: cytoplasm. Gene Ontology annotation, molecular function: mannose-1-phosphate guanylyltransferase (GTP) activity; GTP binding. Gene Ontology annotation, biological process: GDP-mannose biosynthetic process; cell wall mannoprotein biosynthetic process. The coding region runs from base 522 to 1634 and encodes 370 amino acids. Lineage: Eukaryota; Metazoa; Arthropoda; Insecta; Diptera; Muscidae. The transcript is spliced from 3 exons.
GACAUCUUUUGAUUGGUUUGUUGUUUUUGGAGCUGAUUAUUUUUUGGGGCCAGCAGCCAUCACCCAUGCAAUUUACAAGCAGGGAGCAUACUGGCGAAAGAGAGACAAUAACAAAUAGACGCGAAGAGACAAACGAAAUAAUUGGGGGGAUCAUCAUCUCAAAAAUCAUAUGCCGGCACACAAAACAAGAAGCAACAACAAAAAAAAGCGCACACCAACCAAAAUAUUGAUUAAACUACUUUUCUUAUCAGUUGGAACGAAGUUGGUUUUUUAUCGUUACUGGGUCAUUGUUGUUGUUCGACCAGUUUUAUUGGUUGGUUGGGAAAUACUAUACAAGAGAAAAGAAAAAACGCCUGGCAGUUGGUCUUUUUAUUGUGCUAAGGGGAGGAAGGAAAAUUGUGAAGUGAAAAUACAACAAACAGAAUAAACAACUGCAAAAGUCUGACGUGUCAUAAACGAGAUUUUUUUACAUUCAAUAUUUUCACAGAGUAUUUAUUUUGAUAACAUCGUCUGUCGUCGUCAUGUGUGGGUCAUCGCCUCAAGUCACAAAAGGCACGAGAGCCUUAAUUUUGGUUGGUGGCUAUGGCACCAGAUUGCGUCCGUUGACCUUGAGUACGCCAAAGCCGUUGGUGGAGUUUGCAAACAAGCCAAUAUUAUUGCAUCAAUUGGAGGCCUUGGUUAGUGCGGGAUGUACCCAGGUCAUAUUGGCUGUUUCAUAUCGCGCCGAGCAAAUGGAAAAAGAAUUAAAAAUUGAGGCAGAAAAGUUGGGUGUUGAGCUAAUCUUUUCCCAUGAAACAGAGCCUUUGGGCACUGCCGGCCCCCUGGCCUUGGCAAAACAUAUUCUAAGUGCCAGUCCUGAACCAUUUUAUGUUCUAAACUCUGAUGUGAUCUGUGAUUUUCCAUUCAAACAAUUGGAGCAAUUCCAUCGCAAUCAUGGGAAGGAGGGCACAAUAGUUGUGACCAAAGUGGAAGAACCCUCUAAAUAUGGUGUUGUUCUGUACGAUGAACAUGGUUGCAUUAAGAGUUUCAUAGAAAAACCCCAAGAAUUUAUAAGCAAUAAAAUCAAUGCCGGCAUUUAUAUAUUCAAUCCAUCUGUGUUGGAUCGCAUUGAAGUGAAACCCACAUCAAUAGAAAAGGAAGUAUUCCCGCUAAUGGCGGAAGAGCAUCAAUUGUAUGCAAUGGAAUUGCCUGGCUUCUGGAUGGAUAUUGGACAGCCAAAGGAUUUUCUAACUGGAAUGUGUCUUUAUCUUAACUCUUUGCGACAAAAACAACCCGCAAAUCUUUACACAGGCCCCGGAGUUGUUGGCAAUGUUCUUGUCGAUCCUACUGCCAAAAUUGGCCAAGGCUGUCGAAUCGGUCCGAAUGUGACAAUUGGGCCAGAUGUUGUCAUCGAAGAUGGUGUCUGCAUAAAACGCUCAACAAUACUCAAGGGAGCUAUUGUCAAGUCACAUUCCUGGCUGGAUUCCUGCAUUGUGGGCUGGAGUUCAAUAGUGGGCCGUUGGGUGCGACUGGAGGGUACCACGGUGCUGGGUGAAGAUGUCAUUGUUAAAGAUGAGAUCUACAUCAAUGGUGGACAAGUGCUGCCGCAUAAAAGUAUAGCAGCCAGUGUGCCAGAACCUCAGAUUAUAAUGUAGAGUGUAAACAAACAACAUAGGACAUACACCCUAGAUUAAUGAUUAGUUGGAAGUUGUUUUAGCUUACAGUAAAUGGGAGGAAUAUAUUACCGCAGGGCGAUAUUAGAACAAGCUCUUUUUUACCUCAACUUUCUGUUACUUUUUUUACAAGUAAACAAUGUUGCAAUUGUUUCAUUACCCUACACUACAGAGAAAUAUAUGUUAUGUGGCAACAGACGUUUUGAACACUUUGUGUUUAUGCAAUAUUAUUAUCUAAACCUUAACAUUGUGCUUUCUUUAUACAAAAAUCUAUAUUUUCCUUAUAUGAAAUAGUUUUCUUAUGUCAAAAUAUUUUUUAAAUAUUUGUGUUUCUUAUAUCUGCUUAAUUAUUGUUUGUAUUAAAGAUAACCAUUAUUGAUACAUAUAUUUUGUAUUUAAUUCAAGCGUUUCCAAUGUUUAAAACUUUUCUAUACUUAUAUUUAAAGACAAGUUUAUUUAUUGGCUAAUUAUUUUACAAAAUUCUCCUUGCUUAGUUACAACAAAUUUUGACAUGCAUAUAAGUGCCGAGCAUUUUUUCCAUUACCUAAAGAUAAUAAUGCUGAAUAUAUUGUUUCAAGAAAUAUAUAUAUACUAUGAGAUAAGAUUUUUUUUACAAUUUAAAGUCAUUUUAUAUAAGAUAAAUGAAUAAAAGAAUC